Bactrocera neohumeralis is the source of this 1541-nucleotide messenger RNA. Its product is annotated as protein zerknuellt-like. NCBI's taxonomy places the organism in Eukaryota, Metazoa, Arthropoda, Insecta, Diptera, Tephritidae. Gene Ontology annotation, biological process: regulation of transcription by RNA polymerase II. The coding region runs from base 530 to 1462 and encodes 310 amino acids. Gene Ontology annotation, cellular component: nucleus. The transcript has 2 exons. The record is from RefSeq and is a predicted model, not a curated record. Gene Ontology annotation, molecular function: RNA polymerase II cis-regulatory region sequence-specific DNA binding; DNA-binding transcription factor activity, RNA polymerase II-specific.
UACCUGUCCAGACGCGCAUAUUUCUGCAAAUUCCUGAGCCUUGCACAUUUUUUAUGCUGGCAUGCGGGCGCAGCCGUCCAGUGGCUUCGUCGUCGCGACUGCUUUUCACAGUUGUGCCAUUGUAGCGGUGGCUUCAUGCAGACAAGUCGAGACUUUGCUGCUAAACGUGUAAGUCAAGCUUGAGCGCGACCAAAGAGAUUUUCAUUUACCUGUGGUUCCGUUCCUGUCGCCUGACGUUUUCUCUUUUGUUUCGUGUAUUUUGUAUGGCGGAGCGUACGACUCGCCAGAGUGGUGCCAACCGCGAUUAGGGAGUACACACGCAAAUCAGGUGUCCUUGUCGAGGCGACGCUUCCGUAACACUCUUAUGCACACACAAAUUCUAUUAGUGUUUAACCUUCUAACGCAUGGAAAUUAGGUUGAUAUCUAGUAAGGACUCAGACGUUGCUAUAAAAGCAAACAAAUCUGCCGAAUUGUUUUAAACGCGUUUCAGAUAUUGAAGAGUAAACACUACUUGAUCUACAAGAGCGAAAUGACUACAAGUGUGCAACAAUUUCCAACAUAUUCCAUCGAGGUUGGAGUUCACAAAGGAAUACCUUUCUAUAAUGUCUCACCUUACCACACGAACAACCAGAAACGGACAACUUCCAUGCAACACAAAUCGAUGAGCAGUAACCCUUACGAUCAAGCAAGCUCAGCAGAAGAUCAGCCGACUUCAUCCUCAACUGCAAAUAAACAUAAACGUUCGCGCACCGCAUUCACCAGAAGUCAGAUAUUGGAGUUGGAAUGUGAGUUCCAGAAAAACGUAUAUCUUUAUCGUACACGCCGCAUAGAAAUCGCCAGGCGUUUAUCGCUCCGUGAGCGUCAGGUGAAAAUAUGGUUUCAAAAUCGUCGCAUGAAACAAAAGAAGGAUUCGAAACGUUCGUCAUUCAAUGAAAGACUCACUGUAAAAGAUUCGCAGACGUUGAGCGAACAACUAGCGCACAGAGGCAUAGUGCAACGACUGAUGUCCUACUCCAUGGAUCCCGCGGUAAGACGACAGCAAUACUUCGGAAGUUCGCCCUGCAACAUAAACACCUUUAACCCAGUUAAAUCUAAAAAUAUCGCUAAGUCUGCAACGCAAAACACAUUUACGGCAAAUGCUAGUACGAUACCGCCAUCGAUACCAUCCCCGGAUCUGGCAGAAAUAUUGCAACAACUUAACCAAAGCACCGGCUUUACACAGUCAGGAACCACGAAUGAAAUCGUUGCAAAUCCAGCGUUGCCACUGCACACUCCAGAACCACUUCGUGCUGUUGAUUGUACAGGAGCGAGCAAAGUAAUGUCUGCAGAACCGAUGAAUUGCGAAAAUAUAUCAGUUGCGUGGUCUGCAACACCACAAUCCAUAUCUUCGCCCAAGCCCUCAAUGAAUCUGUCGUGGUGCGAACCCUUGAACUGGCUGCUGGCAGAAAGUAGUGAAUAUUAAUUAUGUAUUCAGAAAUAUUAAAUGCCACAAAAUAAUAAUAAGAUAUUAUUUAUUAUAUUUUUAGCUAAAAUACCAAACA